Gongylonema pulchrum is the source of this 705-nucleotide messenger RNA. The record is from the annotation of a GenBank genome assembly. Lineage: Eukaryota; Metazoa; Nematoda; Chromadorea; Rhabditida; Gongylonematidae.
AUGGUCCAACGAAGUAAUUUCGAAGUUCUCGUUCCUCGAUGCUGCGUGCUCGAAAAUUCUACUCAGCAGCAGCUGGGUCUGAUUAUCAUGGAAGAUUUGGGGGCGGAAGUGCAGCCGAUAGCUUCAGACAAAACUCUAACCGCCAGUGAACUAUACCAGAUAUUCGAUGCAAUCGCCCAACUGCAUGCCGUGUCUUUGAAAACAAAUCACUGGAAAACAUUAAAAUUUCCAAAAAUGGCGGACAUUUGCAAAAAAAGGAAUAUUUUAAAGGAAAUGUUGGCAUAUGUAAAAACACCGGAAGUGAUGAGAGACGAGAAGCUAGCAGAAUGCAUUCACGAAAUAGAUGAGUUAGCGGAUGAUAUAUUUGAUUAUACGAAAAGAGAUGAUAUAUGCGAAUUUUUUGGAAUUGUACCCGUUCUUGUUCAUGGUGAUCUAUGGACUGCGAACUUGUUAUGGAAAAGGAAGAAUAGCGUACAUGAACUGACAGCAAUCAUUGACUGGCAGGUAUGUCAUUCCGGAUGUGCAGCGGAAGAUUUGACGCGGAUAAUGUGUUGUUCUUUGGAUGCACAGGAGCGCCGUUUUUACUGGGAACGGCAUAUUGAUCACUAUUAUAGACUGCUCACUGACAAACUUGGUCAUAUACCGCCAUUUACUGCUUAUCAGGUUCAAAAUAUUCUCACAUUUAAACUUUUUAAAAAUAUUUAG